AUUGAAAACUAGGCAGCAUGGUCUCCGACCUUAGCCUCUUCCACAACAAACGUACUAGAAAAAAAACUUAUAUUUUUGCAAUGAUAAUAAUAUAUAAUUAACAAAUGUUAAUUGUAUAUUAUUCUUAGUAUCUCUAUAUAGUUUGUGAUUUUGUAUUUGUUCCCUUUAAUAAUUACAGGAUAAUACAAAUUUCAGUUUUAAUUCAAUUUAAAAUAUUUAGUAAAGAACACUACAGCAAUAAUAGUGAACUCUGAUUUUAUUACAACAUUGAAAACAAAUGGGAUCAGAAAAGGAUCCACUUGUUAGCGAGAGGUCAGGAACGGUUCGAGAAGUAGGAAAUCAUGCAAUAUGGAGUUUGUCUUCUUGUAAACCAGGCUUUGGUAUUGACCAAUUACGAGAUGAUUGUAUGGAUACAUAUUGGCAGUCUGAUGGCCAACUACCUCAUCUAGUCAACAUCCAAUUCCAAAGAAAAACAAUGGUCUCACAUAUUUAUAUUUACACAGAUUACAAACUCGAUGAAAGCUAUACACCAAGUAGAAUAUCAAUCCGAGCUGGAACACAUUUUAAUGAUUUGCAGGAGAUUGAGGUUAUUGAGCUUAUAGAACCAAGUGGGUGGGAAAUGAUACCAAUCAAGGAUAUGCAUGACAGGCCUAUCAGAACUUACAUGAUCCAAAUUGCAGUGCUAAGCAAUCAUCAAAAUGGACGGGACACACACAUGAGGCAGAUUAAAGUUCACUCACCAUGUGAACCUACAUCAUUUGACAUCAACAAGUUCAGAAAUUUCUCUACAGUCCAAUUUCAACAAUAUGCCACAAUUCGAUAAAUAUUUUGCAAGACAAAAUUCAUCAUAUUAAUAUAAAUUAAAAAUUAAUGAUAUACUUAAUAAAUUACUCUUAAUUAAAAA
Messenger RNA from Galleria mellonella (greater wax moth), 904 nucleotides. RefSeq names its product anaphase-promoting complex subunit 10 (gene APC10). The transcript has 3 exons. Gene Ontology annotation, cellular component: anaphase-promoting complex. Lineage: Eukaryota; Metazoa; Arthropoda; Insecta; Lepidoptera; Pyralidae. The record is from RefSeq and is a predicted model, not a curated record. The coding region runs from base 278 to 823 and encodes 181 amino acids. Gene Ontology annotation, biological process: anaphase-promoting complex-dependent catabolic process; protein K11-linked ubiquitination.